Daphnia pulex (common water flea) is the source of this 1924-nucleotide messenger RNA. It is a transcript of the gene 26-29-p, whose product is annotated as digestive cysteine proteinase 1-like. NCBI's taxonomy places the organism in Eukaryota, Metazoa, Arthropoda, Branchiopoda, Diplostraca, Daphniidae. Gene Ontology annotation, cellular component: lysosome. Gene Ontology annotation, biological process: immune response. The record is from RefSeq and is a predicted model, not a curated record. The coding region runs from base 154 to 1908 and encodes 584 amino acids. Gene Ontology annotation, molecular function: cysteine-type endopeptidase activity. The transcript has 13 exons.
GUAAUUUGUUAUUAUUUCCAAACCUCCAAAGGCUUCAGAUUUCAGAAGUUCAGAUGUGCUACGCUUCAGAGGAGGCGUAAUUUAGACUUUGCAUUAUUGCUUACUCCAGCAUAUUUCAGUGAUUUCAGUUGCUAGUUGCUUUUCUGACUAAAAAUGUCGUGGCUGGGAAGAUCCUGCUGUCUUUUCUUGUUUCUUGCUCUAAUAGGGUUGGCAAUUGGAGGCACAGAAGAUAAUGAGGUUGCAUCACAACAUGAGAGAAAUUCAUGGAUAAAAAAGUGGAAACUUCCUCAACUUUUCAACCAACCACCUUUUCCAAAAGACUCUCCAUCUCCUCCUUCCUGGAGUUCAGCUUAUAUAAGUGAAGGAGUUCUCCAUCUUCCAUAUGCUGAAAUAGACGAAAACUUUUAUGCCUGGGUGGAUUUUGAUAGUGGAAAAAGCCGAAUUGAUUUUUAUGGAGGAAUGGAGAAAACCUACCAGCUAGCAAAUGAAGGACCAUAUGGCACAGCCAAGAAAAUUGCCCCUAUGACCACUGAGACAGUUAAAAAUCAGCUAAAUUGUUUCCAAACAUCUGGUAGUGCUGAUGAACCAGUAAAAGUCCAAGGAGUUUUGCCUGAUAUCUCAAACUUUAAGCUGAUUGGCACUGAAAUUAUGAAUGGUGUGAGUUGUGAAAAGUGGGAGUAUAUCAAUUCUGUCGGCGAUAAAACUAAUCGCUACACAAUGUGGCUCCAGCACCAAUUCGCUGGAACUCGUCAACAAAUCGCUGUACCCGUUCGAUAUGAAAUGAAAGGAUUCAACUCCCUUUUGGGUUCUCAUUAUGACCAUUAUUAUCUGGAUUAUUCUAGCUUCACAGCAGAAAAACCUAAUGAAGAUGCAUUCAUGAUCGACUCCGAUGUAGGCGAAUGCCAUGGAUUCCCCGGUCCCGGUGUCGACCAUAUUUACACAUUUAACCCCAUGCGUGAAUUCGCUCAUGAUCACACUCAGCAUGUGGACGAUACAUUUGACUCGUUCGUCCGUCAUCAUAAGAAGGGUUACAAAAAUACAACUGAACACGAAAAUCGCAAAGAUAUUUUCAGACAGAAUAUGAGAUUCAUCCAUUCAAAAAAUCGCGCUGGAUUAACUUAUAAGCUAGCACCGAAUCACAUGACUGACCGGACUUCAGAUGAAAUCCGUUACAUGCGUGGAAAACUGCGCUCCAAUGGGUUCAAUGGUGGCUCGACAUUCCACUACACUAAGAGUGAUGUUGAAAAUCUUCCAGAGCAAAUGGAUUGGCGGCUUUAUGGAGCUGUCACUCCUGUUAAAGACCAAAGUGUGUGUGGUUCGUGUUGGAGUUUUGGAACUGUAGGAACUCUUGAAGGAGCCCUCUUCCUCAAAACGGGUAAACUGACUCCACUCUCACAACAGGCUCUUGUUGAUUGCAGUUGGGGUUUUGGCAAUAACGGUUGCGACGGUGGUGAAGAUUUCCGAGUAUACCAGUGGAUGAUGAAGCACGGAGGUAUUCCUUCAGAGGAGAGUUAUGGACCUUACUUGGGUGCUGAUGGUUAUUGCCAUGUAGACAAUGCGACUCUCGUAGCCUCCAUUAAAGGCUAUGUUAAUGUAACAUCAGGAGACGUCGAUGCGUUGCGUGUUGCCAUCUUUAAGUAUGGCCCAAUCUCCGUUGCUAUCGAUGCUGCGCAUCGUGCAUUUUCUUUUUACGCCAACGGAGUUUACUACAAUCCUGAAUGCGGCAGCGGAGAAGACAGCUUGGACCACGCUGUUUUAGCUGUAGGGUAUGGAAUUCUAAAAGGCGAGCCAUACUGGUUGGUAAAAAAUUCGUGGUCGACUUAUUGGGGAAAUUCUGGGUAUGUUUUGAUGUCACAAAAAGAAAAUAAUUGUGGCGUCGCGACUUCACCUACUUAUGUGAUCAUGUGAGAUUCCAAACAUUAAA